Mercenaria mercenaria is the source of this 909-nucleotide messenger RNA. RefSeq names its product nicolin-1-like. The transcript is spliced from 9 exons. The record is from RefSeq and is a predicted model, not a curated record. The coding region runs from base 108 to 872 and encodes 254 amino acids. NCBI's taxonomy places the organism in Eukaryota, Metazoa, Mollusca, Bivalvia, Venerida, Veneridae. Gene Ontology annotation, cellular component: nucleoplasm.
CAUAAAGUAUUUUCAUAACCAGUCUGAUCAAGUUCAAGGCCGAUGUAGCUUCAUUGACAACAAACUCUUCAGCAAAAGCGAUAAUAGUAAACUAUUGCGAUAAAGCCAUGACAGAAAGACCUUUACAUUGUACCAUUAAAAACCCUGUUACCUUAAAUAUUUCUGACUUAAAGUCAGAAUUCCAUUCUGGAUGUCGUAUAAUUGAUGUGUCCUUGUCAAACAUCAUCAACCCAGAGAAAACCCAGCUGUCACUUAAGUCAGCAAAGGGCAAAUCAAAAGUGGCAGAGGAGGUGGAACAGGUGGGAGAAAUUCACUUCAAGAACAGCUACACAGCAUAUCUCACAGUGAAAGCAAAAUGCAGAAUACAAGACAGUAAAGACGGUAAUGAGAUGCGAUGGCGGACAUGUGUGAAGAAAAUGAAGUUGAUGUCUAGUCCACAUGUAGAGGCAGGGGCACAGGACUACUUUGUUAUUACGCGUAAACAUAUGCAGUUUGAACUAGUCAAUGUAUCAGCCUUAAGGAUUAUUCUGCAACAGCCUUCAUCUGUAUGGAAAGAAUUUAAAAUAGAAGAUUUAAAGAUUUACAGGUCUUCAGAGUCUGGUCGGCCAAACCCUCUCCCAGCCUGGCUCACAGACACCCCAAAUAAAUCAGGAAAGAAAAAAGUAGAGCACACAGAGGAGGACUGGUGUCCACCGCCAGUUAUCAAAAAGGACCCUGAUGUAAUGGGUGUUACCAAUCUUGAAGCAUUAUCAUCAACAUUGCAACAGUUAUGGGCCCUGUCUGAGGAAGUGGCUGCCCAACAAACCAACAGGGCACUUGGAAGAUAUGAGGUGGACGGUUGUUAUGAAAUCAACCUUUUGUCAUACCCCUAGCAUUUUAGUUGCUAAAAAAUGUUUAUAGAAGAAUGUG